Molecule: messenger RNA, 1734 nt
Organism: Branchiostoma belcheri (Belcher's lancelet)
Lineage: Eukaryota; Metazoa; Chordata; Leptocardii; Amphioxiformes; Branchiostomatidae
Product: homeobox protein ceh-30-like
Exons: 3
Coding region: 363-1220 (285 amino acids)
Biological process (GO): regulation of DNA-templated transcription
Molecular function (GO): DNA binding; DNA-binding transcription factor activity, RNA polymerase II-specific
Source: RefSeq, a predicted model, not a curated record
CGGUCUACCUUGCUGGCGGCGAUGUGGCCCCGUUUCACAUCAGAAAUCCUAAUUAAUAAGGUCUUUUGCAUCAACGGGCGGCCAUUGUAGCCCAAUCAAGAUCUGUUAGAAUCAAUUACCGGCUGAAUGCUGGCAUUAUACCCUGGAGUCGGGGCUGGCGCGGUGGUUUGUAGGCUCAGCCGACCCGAGGCAACCCUAUCGCGCUCUAGAUUAAGACCAAGCUUUUCGCCAUUUAACUGCGGGAAGUUGCAGCGCCCUUCUGUCUACAGACACUAAUAUUUCUCCACUGUAGCCGCGGCUUGGUGCGCUCAUUAGUUCUUGGGCACAUUUUUGUGUCGGGAUCGUUACGAACGUAGACAAAGAUGUCGCUGACAGACGACGUGCAGGAAAGGCCGGGGCGCCCGGGCCCUGGUCGGCGGGCGGACACCAGCCCCCGCCCGAACACAAGCGACUUCUCUAUCGCUAGGAUACUCUCCGACAACAGCCCCGAUAGAGACAGACAGCACCACAACCAGAAACCGUCUGUGUACGAUCAACAGACCAGAGAUCUCCACGGGUUCGGAGCACCGAUCGAGGCUGAGAAGUCCGGCGGGCCUUACUCCGCCUCGCCCCGUACAGACGCGUCGGUCGCCUCGGCGUCCUCUCCGGAAGUCAGCUCUACAUCGUCGGCAAGGACACCGGACAGCCUCAAGUCUCCGUCCCCUACGGCUGAAGACAUCCACAGAAAGAAGAUGAAAGCAAGCGACGAUGAAGUCCGGUCGGAUUCUCCCCGUCUGUACAGACAAGAUGAGAGAAAGAAGCGCCCCCGUACGGCCUUCACGGCAGAGCAGAUCAAGGAACUGGAGGGCGAGUUCCAGAAGAACAAAUACCUGUCUGUCACCAAACGACUGGAGCUGUCAAACCAGCUCAAACUCACCGAGACUCAGAUAAAGAUCUGGUUCCAAAAUAGGCGGACGAAAUGGAAAAGGAAGUACACCAACGACCUGGAACUACUUGCCCACCAACACUAUGCAUCCCUUGCUGGACUUUACGGAGCACCAAGCCCUUGGGCCUACGCGCAGAGACUUUAUAGCAUCGGGAACAUGGGCCAACAUCCGGGGUAUUAUCAAUAUACCCCGUACCAGGCUGCACCAGCCUUCCCGCGAUACCCUUCGCCAGCGUUGGCUCACCAACCAACGUUAGUUGGUCCAGCCAAUCAAAAUAGCCCGACAAGAACAUAGUUUCACCAAGAAAAGACUUUAGUAUGUACGUGUAAAUAAUUCUAUUUGUAGUAUUUCUAUCAGUAAAUACAGUAUUUUUCUUCAAAAUAACGAACAGCAAAUUAGUUGCUCAUUCAAAGAGUAUAGCUGCUGAUCUUGAAUUUGAAUUCGUCAGUGUAGUUUUGUUCAUAUAAAUACAGUGGUGGUUCAGAUAUGACCGUUUAAAGUCGUUACAUUCAACUAUGCACAUGUUUUGUUUUCUUUUUCACUGCCUACGUCGAUUGGAGAUGACUUUUGUUCCGACAAUAUAGAAAUUAUAGAAAACUUCUAGGUGUACAUGAAUAUUGUUAUAUCACGAAGUGCCCUUAUGAUUUAAAACUUGUCUAUUAUUUAUGCAAUAUUUAGGUAAGCACAAAGGAAGUGUCCUUAAUAAGAUUGAUACAUGUAUAAGUAUGCAAUGUGAUUGCAUAGAUUUUAUUCCGAUUUGUAGUAUAAAUGUAAUAAUAAUAAUAAAAAGCAAGUUUGCUCUACAAAA